Camelus dromedarius (Arabian camel) is the source of this 7423-nucleotide messenger RNA. RefSeq names its product solute carrier family 38 member 3 (gene SLC38A3). Bases 4369 to 6129 code for a protein of 586 amino acids. Gene Ontology annotation, biological process: L-glutamine transport; histidine transport; amino acid transmembrane transport. The record is from RefSeq and is a predicted model, not a curated record. Gene Ontology annotation, cellular component: plasma membrane. Gene Ontology annotation, molecular function: L-glutamine transmembrane transporter activity; L-asparagine transmembrane transporter activity; L-histidine transmembrane transporter activity. The transcript is spliced from 15 exons. Lineage: Eukaryota; Metazoa; Chordata; Mammalia; Artiodactyla; Camelidae.
GGCUUGGUUUUGAAUUUCCGCUCUGCGGGCCACGUCCUGUACACAGCCUCUCAGCCGGCACGUCUGCACACGUGCGUGGCCGCUGAGGACAGGGUCACUUCGACUGACUGUCAUCUCAGUGUAUGUUUCCCAUUGUGCAGGUAGAUAAAUGAUGGGUGCUGAACUCUGGGGCUCUGGGCUUUCCAGCUGCGCCUGGCUUUGUGGCCUUAGUGGGCUCAGUUCUACCCUCUAGAUGUCUUGCGUCUGGCUAAUGGGGGCAUAACCUGCCCUUGUAGGAACAUGGAAAUGCUGUGGCAACCCUGCAGUGCCCACUGGGCCUGCCACCCCCCUCAACUGAACCUCUGGCUCCCUCUCCGCUUCUUGUUCCCUCUGGGACACUGUCUUUCACUGGCUGUCUCUUGCCGUCUCUUGCUGUCUCAUUGUCUCUUUCUCCAUCUGGCUAUCUCUAACUGGUUGGCCAUCUCUGUCUCUGUCUCUCACCGAUCUGAUUGUCUCUUUCUGUCUCCUUGUCUGAAUGUCUACCCACCAGUAUUUUUCUCUGUUUGCGUCCCUCUGUAUCCAUCUGCAUUUCUUUCUCUCCCCGUGCCUCUGUCUGUCUCUCGGUCUGCAUCAGUAUGCAUGGACACAUGUGUGUAUGUUUUCUCUCCCUGUCUCUCUCUUCCCUCCCUCUGCCUCACUCUGCUUCUUCCUGACAUUGGAUGGCGCCUCUCCCCAGGCUGACCUUGCCUUUUGCAUCCCCAUCAGGGUCUCCAAUGAGUCCUGAGCUGCCCUGGGCCCCUGCUUCAGCUUUCUUUGGGGCCAGAAGUCCGGCUGUCCAAAUAUUUGGCCGCCUCCAGGGGAUUCCGGGUCAGUAGGAAGGAGGAUUGGCUGGCUGGCUCGGGGUCUCCCCUGCCCCUGGGGGGCCACAGGCACGUGAUGUCCUGUCCUUUGCCUCAGCUGGGCCUCGGGCUGCACGUCCUUCUCAGCAGGCUGGCAGUGGAAGGAGAGGGCUGCUGCAGGCUCUGGCCAGGUCUUGAGCCAAGAGGUUCUGACUGCUGCUUCCACUGGGGGCGAUCUGAGCAAGGAGGGUCCAGAGUUGGGCAGGAGGGAAGGCCUAGGUGUCUGGGGAUAGGCCCAAUGCUACACAUCUGUUAGGUGUUUAGAAAAUGUACCCUGUCACAGGAAAGUCCAUCUUCCGGUCCCAGCUGGGGUCCUCAGAUCCUCCUAGACACUUCCGGAUGCCCAGAACACAAAAGCACGUGGCCAGCGAGCUAGGGGAUGAGGAUUGUUGUGGCCAACACAUCAGCGUUCUGCACCAUUUUCCUUUCCCUGGACGUGCCCCGUCCUGCAUGCACCCCCUCAGUACUAGCCAGGUGUCGGCCACACACUAGCCACUUACUCAGUGUUGUUGACAGUGGGGGAAUGGUGGAUGGAAGACUGGAUCUGCUGAGGUUGGAUCUGGAGUUGUGGUUCAGGGGAAGGGGCAAGGAGUUUGCUUUAGUUCUCUCCCCUGUUCUGCAUACCCUCCCACACACCCUAUCCCUAGAUGCCUGACCUCAGCAAUCAGCUCUGCACCAAUCCCUGUGGCUGUGCCUUGAGAACAUACAGUCCAGCCAUGUCCAUUGAAUCCGGUUCCCCUGUUGACUGAUAGCUUCUCCGAGGGGGGUGUUUUCCUUCUGAAGCCUGGAGAAGCAGGUGGGCAAAGGGGUGCUGGUCUGGGGAGGGCAUCUUCUCUUAGCCAACAAGGGGACUGGUAAAGAUGGGUGAGCUAGACCUGGGGCCAGCCCCAGGGAUAACCACAAAGAACCCUUAAACCAGGCCAGCUGCCUCUCCCCUGAGAUCUGGGCUGAGGUAAGGGCUACCCAGGCACAGGAAGCCAGGGGCCAUAGCAGCAAGCUUUGUGGGGUCUGUGCCUCCACCAGCCCAUGUGGCCACAGGAUGGAGGGAAGGACAGUGUGGAUGGCUUCCUGUAGCCAGCAUGCUGCUGCAGACCCACUUCCGUCCCUCAGCACUGGGGAGGAAAGCUGGGCUCAGAGCCCUGGUGGCUCCAAGGACCUUGAUGCAGAGACAGAGAGGUGUGCUUCCCAUAGCAGCUGACGCAAGCAGUGGCCCCAUUGUGGCCUGGAUUCCUGGGCCUCAAAAUCUUUAAUUAGCCAAACUCAAUGCCUGCCGAGGAGGUGUGCCUGACGAGUUCUCACCCUGUGAUGUCUGCGUGGGUGGACAUUACCUGUUGCGCGAUCCCUGUGGCGCCUGGCCCCUCCUGGCCUUUAUCUCGCAGCAGAGCAAACAGGCCCCAGGGCAGUGGCCUGGGCCAUCGAUUUACUGUCCAAACGCAUGCUACACUCAGGAUAGGUGCUAUUCUGAUGACCUGCCCAAGGUCGCAGUGAUCUCCCCACUCCAGAGCCUGGCUCCUCUCUGGGGGCGAAGGCUUCAGGGAGGCUCCUUACUCUGUUCCCUCCUUUGGCCAAACUUCACAGAAUUCCUAGAGGACAGGAGGACACUGAGGUCCUGAGUGGGGAAUACUUUGCCCAUAGUCACGUGGGGAUGCAGAGCCAGGCCAGGCCUCAGACCCAGAGUGGUGACUCUGGGCUUUCCCCAUAGUGGGUCAGGAUCUGCUGGUGAGUUUCCUCAGACAGGGACUAUCCCCUGAGUCUGCCCUGAUAUCUGGUGCAAAGGAGCCUGGGAAGUGACAAAUCUGAGAUGAGAACUGUCAAAAAUGGGCUGCAAGCCUCGGGGAAUGGCUGAGGGUCUGCAUGCCAGGCCAACACCAAUCUCUAUCCUGGCCCCCUGGUCCUUAGCCCUGCCUUAGACUGAAGUACAGACUCCUUGACCUGGCCUUCAAGGCCCUAUCAGGCUUAUCUAUGGCCAUGGAAUCUUCAUUUUCUCCUCACAGCCUGCCUCAUACCGCAUCUCAGGGCCUUUGCCCAUGUUGUGCCCUCAGGUACUCUUUCCUUUUCCAUACCUUGGGGGCUUCUACUGGAAUUUCAUUACUGGCUCCAUCACCUUCUCCUCCAGGAAACCUUCCUUGUUGCUUCUCUCACUCUCUAUUUUUUUUUUUUUUUGAGUCCCAGCACUAUGUGGCUCACACACAGUUACAACAGGAGCCAUACGAUGGGAGUUGCGUGUUGGGGUUUUGUCCCUUUCAGACUGGAAGCCACUUGAGGAAGAAUAUUCCAUGUCCUCUCUGGGAUCUCAGGCCAGCCUGAAGCCUAGCCGUGACUGGUCAUGAGUUAUAGACAGGAUCUGAAGGUCUAGGCCCAGGUCCCUCUGGGGGGAUGGGGAACCUGGAGCGAGGACCUCAGGUACCUUGGCCAUGACCAUGCCAUGGGCUGUGGUCUCCCUGGAGACAGUGCUUGGCUGCUAGGGAAGAAUAUUAAGGGAGAGAAAAGUGCUUUGUCCAGGCUGCCAACUCAGCACACUCUCAGGGCCUGUCCCAGCCUGCCCAGGGCAGGAGGCCCGGCAAGGGCAACCCCAGCUGAGAGCCAGGGGGCAGUCUGGAGUGACUCUGGAGACUAGGUCUGGUAUCCUUGGAGAGAUACUGUAGGUGAGGCUCAGGGCAGGGACAUGAAGAAAACAGGCUGACCUUAGGGACUCUGGUCAAGGAAAAGAGGGCAUGAGAAGAGAUGCUCAAAUUGUUAUGGUCCUGAGUGGACAGGACUGGAGGGCUAAAUCUGACCAAGGAAGGCUCUGAGUUCCUGACCUGGGGCCCCUGGAAGUGGGGAAUCUACUCAAAGGGUGGGCAUCUAAGGGUGGAGGUUCCUCAGCAGGGGAGGAGAGGUUGAAAGAGAACAUGGCCCCGAGGCCAGAGCUGUGUGGAGGGUGAGGCCUAUGUGGCCCAGGGAACGGGCCUCAGGACACCCAUUUCCUGGAAGGCCCCCUGAGGGCCUUCACAGCCAGGCGGGCAGGGCCCAGGUGUCCAGCCACCCAGCACCGCCUCAGGCCUCCUGGCUCCGGGUGGGGGGUGGCCUCUGCGCCUGCCGUUCCCAGCGCCAGCUCUCAGCCCACAGAGGGCCCUUUGUUCUGGCUGCCAGCAAAGCCCGCCGGGCGGCUGGGAACAGGGCCCACAGCCCUCACCCUCUCCCGAGGCCUCCAGCCGUCGGGCAGUGCCAUUCUAGGUUGGCUCAGAGGCCCCUGGCACACGGGGCCGGCACAGGAAACUGUCUCCCAGCACUCAUGUCAGAGAGAGGGAGUCAGUCCCGGGCCCAUCCCCAGAGUGGGGUCUGGAGGCCUGACACUCAGCAUCCUGGGAUCCUGGUGUCACUGGGCUCUGAACUCAGAUCAUCCAACUGACCCUCACUUCACAGAUGGGUAAACUGAAGUCCCUCGCCUGGGCUGGUAUGUGAGUGUGGUGGGGGCAGCACAAGGUACUGGCUGAGGUGUCCCCUCAGGAUGUCCUGGAGAACUCAUGUAUUCAAGCUCUAUCCGCCAGUGGCAGGUUCCAGGGGGCAGCAGGCAGAGGUGCAUGUGCAUGUAUGUCCCGAGUGGACUUCUGGGAGGUGUGUUACAGCUGCACACUUCCUGUGGGAGUCUGGGCCAUGGGCCCAAGGCAUGAGGGUAACCAGAGGGACUGUCUGCUCUGUGACUUCUGACUGUGUCAGUGUAAGAACUAGUGUUCCUGGUGGUGGUCCCCGAGCCAUGGAGGCACCUCUGCAGAUGGAGAUGGUGGAGCUGGUGCCCAACGGCAAACACUUGGAGGGGCUACUCCCAGUUGCCACCCCAACGGCCAGCAACCAGAGGGUCGAGGGCCCCGGACGGAGCUGUGUUGAGGGCGAGGGCUUCCUACAGAAAAGCCCCAGCAAGGAGCCACACUUCACCGACUUUGAGGGGAAGACUUCAUUUGGGAUGUCAGUGUUCAACCUCAGCAACGCCAUCAUGGGCAGCGGCAUCCUGGGGCUCGCCUACGCCAUGGCCAACACGGGCAUCAUUCUUUUCCUGUUCCUAUUGACGGCUGUUGCCCUGCUGUCCAGCUACUCCAUCCACCUGCUGCUCAAGUCCUCAGGGAUCGUGGGCAUCCGUGCCUAUGAGCAGCUGGGCUACCGUGCCUUUGGGACCCCGGGAAAGCUGGCGGCAGCCCUGGCCAUCACACUGCAGAACAUUGGAGCCAUGUCCAGCUACCUGUACAUCAUCAAGUCCGAGCUGCCCCUUGUCAUACAGACCUUCCUGAACCUGGAGGAGCAAACCUCGGGCUGGUACACGAAUGGGAACUACCUGGUGAUCCUGGUCUCUGUCAUUGUCAUUCUGCCCCUGGCACUGAUGCGGCAGCUCGGCUACCUAGGUUAUUCCAGCGGCUUCUCUCUCAGCUGUAUGGUGUUCUUCCUAAUUGCAGUCAUCUACAAAAAGUUCCACGUGCCCUGCCCACUGCCCCUCCAUUUUGCCAACAUCACAGGCAACUUCAGCCUCUCGGAGGUCAUCAAGGAAGAGGGACAGCUGCAGAUGGAGACGGAUGCCACAGCCUUCUGCACCCCGAGCUACUUCACGCUCAACACACAGACAGCGUACACCAUCCCCAUCAUGGCCUUCGCCUUCGUCUGCCACCCCGAGGUGCUGCCCAUCUACACAGAGCUCAAGGACCCCUCCAAGAGGAAGAUGCAGCACAUCUCCAACCUGUCCAUCGCCGUCAUGUAUGUCAUGUACUUCCUGGCCGCCCUCUUCGGCUACCUCACCUUCUACGACGGGGUGGAGUCGGAGCUGCUGCACACCUACAGCAAAGUGGACUCUUUUGAUGUGCUGAUCCUGUGUGUGCGCGUGGCCGUGCUGACAGCGGUCACACUCACAGUGCCAAUCGUUCUGUUUCCGGUGCGCCGCGCCAUCCAGCAGAUGAUGUUUCAGGACCAGGAAUUCAGCUGGCUGCGGCACGUGCUCAUUGCCCUUAGCCUGCUCACGUGUAUCAACCUGCUGGUCAUCUUUGCCCCUAACAUCCUGGGCAUCUUCGGGGUCAUUGGUGCCACAUCUGCCCCAUGCCUCAUCUUCAUCUUCCCUGCCAUCUUCUACUUUCGCAUCAUGCCCAUUGAGAAGGAACCUGCAAGGUCUACGCCCAAAAUCUUGGCCCUUUGUUUUGCUGCACUUGGCCUCUUGCUGAUGACCAUGAGUUUGAGCUUCAUCAUUAUUGACUGGGUCUCGGGGACCAGCCAGCAUGGAGGAAGCCACUAGGAUGACCCCCCUAUCCUAUUCGGUCUACUCACCCUAGUCCCCUUGCUCAAACUCUUCAGCGCCUGCUCCCAUCCAGUGGCCAGUCAGGUGGAGGAGAAAGAUGUGGUGAAUGCUAUGGCAUUUGGCCCUGUCCCACGUCCUCUCUGUCGAGGUUUUUGUUAGAGCCAGGACCAAGGCCCUUGGGCCACUGCCCUGCUGAGCUCCUGGGAUACAGGGGCUUCCUGAGCUGGGAGCAGGGCAGAGCUGUACUGCUGCUCCCUUCCCGAUGCCUCAGAUCCCACCCAAGCCUCUUAGCCUCUUUGCACAGGUGUAGACACUGAGGUCACACCGCCUGUAGGGGCACAUAGAGCUGAACCAGGUCUGCGGUCACCCCCCUCCUUUGCUGCUGGGGCCUCAUCUCCCUGAGCCUGCUUGCCUUUCCUCCUUCUGUCCCCGAGGCCUCUUUCAGGCACUUGGGCUCAGGCCCUUGGAUACUCUAGUCCCCUUCUCCCAUUCCUCCACCAGGAGCAGACCUCAUCACCUUAGACCUGGGGCCAGCAGGUUCUUUUGAGGGUUUGCCUGGUUUGGGCGCCCCCAAGGGACCCCUGCCCUGGACCUUCACCAGUCCCGGGGAGGCUGGGACUCCCCCUACCCCAAGCCCGGGCCGUAGCUCACAUUCCACUGCUGGGAGAAAAAAGAGGCUGGGGCCCAGAGCGUCUCUGUCCCUCGGAGCUAAAGACCCCAGGUGCCAGUCUAGGGCAGGGGUGGAGAUGCUGGCAGCCCCCUUUUAUAAAUAUUAUACAUGAGACCAACUGUGUUCUAUAUUCUUGAGCUCCAUGGUCCCUGGGUUCCUGGGAAGUGGGGUGGGGGCCAGGACGUGGAUGGGGAUGGAAGGCCAUCCUGCCUCUUUUCCUGGGUUGAGGGUGGGGACAGGGUGAGUCCCCUGCUGCACCCUGCCCCCUGCUUCCCAAACCAACCAGGGCGUGCUCAGACCCAGCUCUGGGCCCGGGCCAGGCUCAGCACAGACCUGCUUUCUCACGGGGUGAGGUGGGGAGGAAUUAAUGAGGCCCCAGGAAAUGGGACAGAGAGAGGCCUCCGGAAGGAGGCAACGUGAGGUGCAUCCCCAGCAGCUUCAGGAAGGGUCUGAGCAGGAGGCGGCUGAGCCCUGUGGAAGGGCCCCCUGCCCUCCCUGGCUGCCACGUCAACUCUCUGUCAGUGCUUCGAGUCUGGGGACAAAAGUCCAGGGAUCUUAUGCCCUGUCAGGCUAACUUGUUAUUAAUAGUAAAACUGCUGCGAAUAAAGGUGGGUUACUGAG